Molecule: messenger RNA, 1253 nt
Organism: Cynara cardunculus var. scolymus (artichoke)
Lineage: Eukaryota; Viridiplantae; Streptophyta; Magnoliopsida; Asterales; Asteraceae
Product: protodermal factor 1
Exons: 3
Coding region: 16-987 (323 amino acids)
Source: RefSeq, a predicted model, not a curated record
UUCAAGCAAUCGAUAAUGGAGAGAUCAAGAAGAAGCCAAACCAGUUGCUUGCUUGUUUGUGGUCUUGUUGCAGCUUUGCUUUCCCAGAACUUUGUUUUUCUUGCUGCUUCUUCAUCCUUUCAAGAUGAAAAGAACUUCUAUUUCCCUCCAAUAGACCCGAAUGUUGGAUCUCCACCGGUUGCUCUCAGUCCCCCCAUUGUCCCUUCUCCACCGAUAGGUUAUGGACCCUAUGGUACUCCACCUCCUACUCGUGGCUCAGGAGGAAGCACACCACCGGUUCAUCAUACACCAUCUCACGGUGGUGGUGGCCACCACCACCACGGAGGAAGCCCACCUGUCAACUGUGGAAACCCUACACCUCAUCACUCACCACCUAAGCAUGUUGACCCUUCUCCUGUACCUCCGACGCCUAGUACUGGCCAUCACAACCCUUCCCCAGCUCCUCCAACAGGCGGAUAUCACUACUACCCACCACCCAGCAAUGGCGGCUCUGUACCUUCAUCACCACCAAUCGUACUUCCUCCAACCACUCCUGGUAUCCCAUUUCCAUCAUCACCUCCAUUUGACCCGCAUUCACCCCCCGUCAUUGGCGGCACAUGCGAUUUCUGGAGAAACCACCCCGGGAUCAUCUGGGGUCUGUUUGGGUGGUGGGGAACGACGAUCGGUUCAGCUUUUGGUGUAGCUACUCUUCCCGGAACCGGAACCGGAACAGGAACCGGAACCGGAACCGGAGCUGGAGCUGGAAUCAUCGGACCACAUCUGAACUUGCAGGAAGCACUGUCAAACACCAGAACCGACGGCAUCGGUGCACUCUACAGGGAAGGAACUGCUUCCCUACUAAACUCCAUGGUCAACAAGAACUUCCCCUUCACAACCAGCCACGUGAGAGACAGUUUCGUGGCUGCCGUUGGCUCCAACAAGGCUGCCACAGCUCAGGCACGAGUGUUCAAGCUCGCGAAUGAGGGUCAUAUGAAACCUAGAGUCUAACAUAUGACCAUUAAUUUGUAUGUUUGAAGUUGAAUUGCUUGUUAAUUAGUAUUCACUGGUUUUGUGUCGAGUCUUUACGUUGUUUGGAUGCUGCUGCUUGUUAUUUAGUUCUCUUAAAAUUCUUGUCGAUUAUGGUGUUGGGGGUUUAAUUUCCUCAUUAAUUAUUUAUCAUGUCCAUUCUCCAGUUUUAUACCAUAUCUUACACAGAUUAAUCAUAUAUCAAAUGUGUUUUGAUUAAUCUGUGUAACAAAAUGUAGCUCUAUUUG